Molecule: messenger RNA, 396 nt
Organism: Camelina sativa (false flax)
Lineage: Eukaryota; Viridiplantae; Streptophyta; Magnoliopsida; Brassicales; Brassicaceae
Product: defensin-like protein 182
Source: RefSeq, a predicted model, not a curated record
AUGGCGAGGAUGACAUUACGUGUCUUCAUUGUUAACUUACUUAUCAUAUUUACCUCAGUUGUGGAUCAAGCUAGAGCAAAGACAUGUAUAGAUGGAUUAGGCACUUGUGAAAACUGUGACGAGAGAUGCAAGGCAAAGCAUGGACCAUCGAGCGAAAGCAACUGUGGUAUUAGUACUGAGGUGCCGCUGCCGCUAUGCACAUGCUACUACCAAUGUGGAUCCUCAUCAUCACCACCACCCUCGCCGAAAAAAUGUAAUGGUGGAGUUGGUAUAUGUAGUCAAAGAUGUCCCGAAAAAUGUUGUGAUAUGAACUGUGCACAAAAAUAUAAUGGUGGACAUGGAUUUUGUAACACUCUUGGUACAUUUAGUUUGUGCCAAUGCGAAUACCCUUGUUAA